AUGCCCGAGUGGAGCGGAAAGUGGCAGACUCUCUUCCUGCGCGCAGCGUCUUCAUCAAAGCUCGGCGUCAACUAUGUGAAAGCGAGUUCACCCACCACAACCCUCGAGUUGCAAGCAACAAAAUCGUCGCUGGUUGUAGGUCAAGAUCUGGUCAAGUAUGGCAUCGCUGGUGUCGUCUGGAAUUGUGCGCGAGCGAUGGUGUUGUUCUUCGAAGCCGAGCCGCAUCUCGUGACGCAACGCCAUGUACUGGAGCUAGGUGCAGGCCCAGGCGCGGUGGGGUUGGCUCUCGCCAGCACAUGCGAAGUAUCCUCACUCCUGUUUACAGAUCUUGAGAGCGUUGUGCCCUUGACUCGAGACAAUGCUCGAUUCGCUGCGCGACAUCACGAGUCGAUAGCCACUUUGAUUGCCAGCAAUCGCCUUAAUGUCCAGCCAUUGCGUUGGGGUGAGCCUCUGGACGACAACAUUGCGAGUCGUCGUGUCGAUGUUGUAGUGGCUUCCGACUGCUUAUACGAGUCGGCAUCGCACUCGGCGCUAAUGUCGACGCUGCAAGAACUCACAGACAUUUCUGAGCGCGAUCCUGCGUCUCAACACCUCCCCAUCGUGUUGCUUGCCUUUAAGCAGCGCAUACCCGAAAAUGAGAAACUCUUCUUUGAAUCGAUUUCCGAGCACUUUGAAAUUGAAGUCUAUUGCAACGAUUCCAGCAAAACCCAUUUACAUAUGCAAGCUUGA
Molecule: messenger RNA, 729 nt
Organism: Phytophthora infestans T30-4
Lineage: Eukaryota; Oomycota; Peronosporomycetes; Peronosporales; Peronosporaceae
Exons: 5
Coding region: 1-729 (242 amino acids)
Source: RefSeq, a predicted model, not a curated record